Mercenaria mercenaria is the source of this 845-nucleotide messenger RNA. RefSeq lists its product as uncharacterized. The coding region runs from base 126 to 572 and encodes 148 amino acids. Lineage: Eukaryota; Metazoa; Mollusca; Bivalvia; Venerida; Veneridae. The transcript is spliced from 4 exons. The record is from RefSeq and is a predicted model, not a curated record.
UCAGUACAGGUUUAAGAAUGAAUGACGAAUCAGUUUAAAAUUUAGAUCAAUAAUAUACGUGCCAUAUUUUGCUCCUAUAAGCUUGGUACAAAGUCUGGCAUUAUCCCGAGAGCAGUUUAGAGAACAUGGACGAAUUAGAGAAAUUAUUCUGUGGCAAAUGGGUAUGUGACCGGAACGAGAACCUAAGAGAAUCAAUGGAGGCUAUGAACAUGCAAAAAGAAGAGAUCGACUUUUUCAUGCAAAAUCAACCAAAAAUGAAAAUCGUACGCCAAAGUGAUAAAGUUUUUCAUUCAAUGGAUCUGGGUAACGGCGUAGUCGACGAUGUUACGUACGAGCUCGGUAAAGGACUUGAAACGAAGGACACCACAAGAGACCCACCGCUGUUUCACAACAAGUUACUAUUUACUUUCGAAAACGGAAAACUAACUUACGAAUGUAGGUCACAGCUAACAGGUCCCAGAAAGCUAGAUACAGUCACCGUUUUGUAUGUUAAAGAUGGUGAACUUAUUUCGGACAUUAGUCCGCUAAAUGACCGUAGUAUUGUCGGCAGGAGGAUUUACAAAAAGGCGUAACCAUGGCAACGAAAGAGAUAUAUGGUGUUUUUCAUGCAGCAGAUUCAGACUAUGUUAAUGUCAACUUACAUCAGUUACCGUAUGCUGGAAAAAUGUGUUAGUAGAAACAGAAAUUGCCAUUAAUAUAUAGAAAUGGAAAAUUCAAUUUAUUUCCAUACAUACCUGUAACAUUAAGAGAUUGCGCGAAAUUAAAGAGCACGCGAAUUGAAAUGGAAAAAAAUAAAUGUAAAAAAUGUUUCAUUAAUAAAAUGUGCCGUUAUAUUAACUAGUCAA